Hipposideros armiger (great roundleaf bat) is the source of this 2870-nucleotide messenger RNA. RefSeq names its product calpain 2 (gene CAPN2). Gene Ontology annotation, cellular component: cytoplasm. Gene Ontology annotation, molecular function: calcium-dependent cysteine-type endopeptidase activity; calcium ion binding. Lineage: Eukaryota; Metazoa; Chordata; Mammalia; Chiroptera; Hipposideridae. Gene Ontology annotation, biological process: proteolysis. The transcript has 20 exons. The record is from RefSeq and is a predicted model, not a curated record. The coding region runs from base 16 to 1923 and encodes 635 amino acids.
UAACGGCAAAAGCACAUGCCUGGUAGGUUGACAGCACUUUGUGGGUCUCGUCCCCAGGAGAUCUGCGAUGAUCCCCAGUUUAUUGUUGGAGGAGCCACCCGCACAGACAUCUGCCAAGGAGCCCUGGGUGACUGCUGGCUGCUGGCAGCCAUCGCCUCCCUCACCUUGAAUGAAGAAAUCCUGGCUCGCGUCGUCCCCGUAAACCAGAGCUUCCAGGAAAACUAUGCAGGGAUCUUCCACUUCCAGUUCUGGCAGUACGGAGAGUGGGUGGAGGUGGUCGUGGACGACAGGCUGCCCACCAAGGACGGGGAGCUGCUGUUCGUGCAUUCGGCAGAGGGGAGUGAGUUCUGGAGCGCCCUGCUGGAGAAGGCGUAUGCCAAGGUCAAUGGGUGCUAUGAAGCUCUCUCCGGGGGCGCCACCACCGAGGGCUUUGAGGACUUCACCGGAGGCAUCGCUGAGUGGUAUGAGUUGAGGAAAGCCCCAUCGAACCUGUUCAAGAUCAUCCAGAAGGCUCUGCAGAAAGGCUCUCUCCUGGGCUGCUCCAUUGAUAUCACCAGUGCUGCGGACUCAGAGGCUGUCACAUUCCAGAAGCUGGUGAAGGGGCACGCAUACUCGGUCACCGGAGCUGAGGAGGUUGAAAGUAGAGGAAGUCUACAGAAACUGAUCCGCAUCCGGAAUCCCUGGGGAGAGGUGGAGUGGACCGGGAAGUGGAAUGACAACUGCCCAAACUGGAACACUAUCGACCCAGAGGUGAAAGAAAGGCUGACCAGACGGCACGAAGAUGGAGAAUUCUGGAUGUCUUUCAGUGACUUCCUGAGGCACUAUUCCCGCCUGGAGAUCUGCAACCUGACCCCAGACACCCUCACCAGUGAGACCUACAAGAAGUGGAAACUCACCAAGAUGGAUGGGAACUGGAGGCGGGGCUCCACCGCAGGAGGCUGCAGGAACUACCCGAAUACUUUCUGGAUGAACCCUCAGUACCUGAUCAAGCUGGACGAGGAGGACGAGGACCAGGAGGAUGGGGAGAACGGCUGCACCUUCCUGGUCGGCCUCAUCCAGAAGCACCGGCGACGCCAGAGGAAGAUGGGCGAGGACAUGCACACCAUCGGCUUUGGCAUCUACGAGGUUCCGCAGGAGUUCAGUGGGCAGACCAACAUCCACCUCAGCAAAAACUUCUUCCUGACGCACAGAGCGCGGGAGCGCUCGGACACCUACAUCAACCUACGGGAGGUGCUCAACCGCUUCAAGCUGCCGCCCGGGGAGUACAUCCUCGUGCCUUCCACCUUUGAACCCAACAAGGAUGGGGAUUUCUGCGUCCGGGUCUUUUCCGAGAAGAAAGCUGACUACCAAGCUGUCGAUGAUGAAGUCGAAGGCAACUUUGAAGAGAUUGACGUCAGUGAGGACGACAUUGACGAUGGCUUCAGGAGGCUGUUUGCCCAGUUGGCAGGGGAGGAUGCAGAGAUUUCUGCCUUCGAGCUGCAGACAAUCCUGAGGAGAGUUCUCGCCAAGCGCCAAGAUAUCAAGUCAGAUGGCUUCAGCAUCGAGACCUGCAAAAUCAUGGUGGACAUGCUGGAUUCGGAUGGGAGCGGUAAGCUGGGCCUAAAGGAAUUCUACAUUCUUUGGACGAAGAUUCAAAAAUACCAAAAAAUUUACCGGGAGAUCGACGUGGAUAGGUCUGGUACCAUGAAUUCCUAUGAGAUGCGGAAAGCGUUAGAAGAAGCAGGUUUCAAGCUCCCCUGUGAACUGCACCAAGUCAUCGUUGCUCGCUUUGCGGAUGAACAGCUCAUCAUUGAUUUUGAUAAUUUUGUGCGGUGCUUGGUUCGACUGGAAACACUCUUCAGGAUAUUUAAGCAGCUGGAUCCCGAGAAUACUGGAAUGAUACAGCUCGACCUUAUCUCUUGGCUCUGUUUUUCAGUACUUUGAAGUUAUAACUCAUCUGCCUGAAGAUUUCUUAUGAAAGAACAUCAGCCACGGAACACGCAUCCACAGAGAAACUUGAUUAUGGGAACAUUUACUUAGACUAAUGAUUAUAGCAGAAAGCAAUGAUGCCCUUUGAGCUAGCAGAACUUUCGGAUAUUAGAGUAAAAGAUUUGCCUAUCAUCACACUCAAGUGAGUCACUUAACCCUCAACAAGCUCAAAGAAAGCUUUCUAUCUGUAAAUAGUAUAUACACUUUUUACUUUUACACACGGUCCUGUUUAGACCGAUAUUAAAUCAGGAAAAAAAAUGUAGGGAGUUAUUUAACAGCUGAGCAAACAUUCAAUCUCCAAGGACAUGAGGUCCUUGCUGGGAAUACUGAAAGCAGCUUCAAGUUUAAAAAAGCAGCUGUGGCAUUUACAAAACAGAGCUUAGGCAGGGCUCACAGACUCCCCUGAGUAAAACAGAAAAACGCUGCAUCACGAAGUCAACUUGUCAGGGCAGCUGAAGAGGCCAGGUGAGAACGCUUACCUCUGUCCCUCGGGUUACACAAGAGACAGGCUUUAUAUAAUACUAAUUGGUUAACAGUAAAUCUUCUGAAGUUCAAGUCCUUGAGUGCGUAGGGUCUCAUACACUGAGUGUUAUCAAUACAGGAGUUCUACUCUUGGUCAGCUGCAGCAAUACACCGAAACCAGGCGUCCAGUUGGCAAACCAGUUGUGAUGAAGACAAAACAAGCUAUUUGCUGCCUGCCUCAGAGAUUCUUGACUUGGCCAGCUUUGUGUUUGUGCAUGGAGUUGUGGGGGGCCAUGGCGUAGCAGGGACUGUAGAAACACCAUGAGCUCGUUUCCUGGCUUUACCAUGGGAAAAUGCUAACAUCAUUAUAAAAGUAUUGCCUUGUUGCCUUAUCUUCUGCUCAAUGUACUGUUAAAUAAAGAGUUGCCCAUGCAAUCACA